Ctenocephalides felis (cat flea) is the source of this 589-nucleotide messenger RNA. RefSeq lists its product as uncharacterized. The coding region runs from base 111 to 587 and encodes 158 amino acids. NCBI's taxonomy places the organism in Eukaryota, Metazoa, Arthropoda, Insecta, Siphonaptera, Pulicidae. The record is from RefSeq and is a predicted model, not a curated record. The transcript is spliced from 4 exons.
UUGAAUAGAGUUGUUUAUAAAUAUAGCCGGUUGGAAAUCAAUUCUAUCAAUUUUGAAUUGUUAUUAUAUCUGUACGGAACGUUGCAAGUAAAAUAAAAUUAGACGCCGAGAUGAAACCUGCCAUAUGUGUUUUGGCACUGUCAGUGUUUACAGUAUUUUUUACUGGAUCACAGUGUGCAAUUACAGGAGAAACCAAUAAUAAUGGCGUAGCUGUUAUGCUAAGUGUUGACGAAGAAGUAUUGAGAAGCAUUUAUGACUUCAUAACUCACGAAAUUCGAGGUUUAGGAAAUGCCAUGGAUUUCAUUCCUGGAUUCGAUGAAUUAAAUGAAAUUGUUUCGGAUGAAGACAAACUUAAAGAAAUGAGGAUGAAAACAGUUGUUGUAGCUGAAGACAUCAUCAGACAGGCAAAUAUGCUCGUGCAAAUUUUACGUGAAGGAAAAGACAAUCCCGAAUAUGUUAAUGCAACUUCCCAAUUGCGUCAAUAUAUAAAACAACUUAAAGAAUUCGAUCAAAUGAAAUUAGUCAAUGGACUCGGUAGCGGAAUCGAAAUUUUGGAUUUGAUUUUCAAAGCAUUAUCGAUGGAAUAAAC